UCUGUGGCAAGGCCUAUGAUUGGUCUGUGGCAUUGUCACGGUGACACCCCCCACCCCCCACCCCACAGCCUUCCGUGUCUCGAACUCACGAUCGCCGGCAUGUUUGCACGCGCGGACGAGGUUGCGCCAGAGGUCAUGGAGAAGGUCGCGGAGGAGGUCGCGGCGGAGGUGGAGCCCAUACUGGGCACGCUGGAUCUCGUCAUCCUCGCGGUGAUAGCAGCGCUGCUCUUCUACUGGUUUGUUGUCAAGAGGAGCCGAGAUGCAGCGCACGUGAAGGAGAUCAGUAGCCUGAACAACUUGAAAAUGGCAUCACCUGCACUGCAGACACAGUCCAGCAUGACUGCAGGCUUCAUUGCGAAAAUGCAACACUCGGGCAGAAACGUGGUCGUGUUCUAUGGGUCGCAGACGGGAACAGCCGAGGAAUUUGCUGGUAGAAUAUCGAAGGACUGCAUACGUUAUGGAUGGAAGGGCAUGGCAGCCGACCUAGAGGAAUGUGAUAUGGAGGACCUUCCGAAGCUCGCCGAGAUCGACAACUCGCUCGCGGUGUUCUGUCUCGCGACGUACGGAGAGGGCGACCCGACCGACAACGCGCAGGAGUUCUACGAUUGGAUGCAGGAGGGCGGCGGCGACCUAUCGGGCGUCAAAUACGUGGUGUUUUCGCUCGGCAACAAGACGUACGAACACUACAACGCGAUGGGUAAGUACACGGACCAGCGGCUGGAGGAUCUCGGAGGCGAGCGCGUCUGCGAGCUGGGGAUGGGCGACGACGACGGCAACAUUGAGGAGGACUUUGUCACGUGGCGCGAGCAAUUCUGGACGUCCAUCUGUGAGCAGUACGGAGUCCAACCACUAGGCGAUGAGGUGAGCAUCAGACAGUACAACCUGACGACACACGAACCGGAAGACAUUCCCGAAGAGAAGGUCUUUACAGGAGAGAUCGCGCGCAUCCGAUCCUACAAGAACCAGCGGCCACCCUACGAUACGAAGAACCCAUUCCUUGCUCCAGUGAAAGUCAACAGGGAGCUUCAUCAGGGAGGUGAUCGGUCCUGCAUGCACAUCGAACUGGAUAUCACUGGUUCUAAAAUCAGGUACGAGGCUGGGGACCACGUUGCUGUCUAUCCCGUCAACGAUGCAGCCAUGGUGCAGAAGAUCGGUGACCUGCUAGAAGUCGAUCUAGACCAACUGUUCACACUCGACAACGUUGAUGACGAUUCGAGUAAGAAGCAUCCGUUCCCGUGUCCGACGACGUAUCGCACGGCGCUUAGUUACUACGUCGACUUCACGCACCCGCCGCACACGCACGUGCUGAAAGAACUCGAGGAGUAUGCGAGCGACAGCGCCGACGCCGCGUUCCUACACAAGAUAUCGUCAAACACCCCCGAGGGCAAGAGCCUCUACAGAGAGUGGGUGGUUGAGGGCUGUAGAACCAUGCUGGCUAUACUAGAGGACCUGCCGUCUGUGAAGCCACGUGUUGACCAUCUGCUCGAGCUUCUCCCUCGGCUGCAGGCCCGCUACUACUCGAUAUCCUCCUCCCCCAAGGUCCAUCCGAAACAGCAUUCACAUCACCGCCGUUCUCACGGACUAUGCGACGGGCCGACGGACGACAGAACCACGGUGUCGCCCACCUACCCGUGGCUCGAGGCCUCGCCGAGUAGCAGCAGACUCAGCGACGCUCACGCAGCUUCACGUCGCGCGUUCUCGCGGAUCCAGCCGGCAAAGGUAUAUGUAACACAUCUGCUGGAGCAACAGGCCGAAUCUGUUUGGAAAUUACUAGACGAACAAAAGGGUCAUAUAUACAUCUGUGGUGACGCGAGAAACAUGGCACGUGACGUCAACAACAUUCUGACGAAGAUAUGUCAGGAAUAUGGAGGCCUGACGACAGAGCAGGCCGCCGAAUACAUCAAGAAAUUAGAAACGAAAGGACGCUACGGCAAGGACGUGUGGAGCUAACCUAACGGACAGCUAGACAAUUGACAGCGACGUUAAUUCUGAUGUGGAAAUUAUGCUAUUUUAUUCUCCAAAGUGCUGUUCGCGCAGAAUAACGAAUAAUCUAUUAUAAGGAUCCUUUAAAUCAUGCAGAACGUUGCGCUUGGAGGUGUCGGUGCGGCUAAAUCGGAAGCUGGUGAAACCGAUGUGGCCCCGGAUUUAUUCCCUGUACGCUGCUGACAUUGUUUUCAGCAGUCAGACUUGCGGUGAUCAAAGCAACAGUCUGGCUAGUGGUUAUAAUCAUUAGAUUAACAUGAAUGUUGUUAAGGACAGCAGAACAUGUGCAGUGUUUUAAUAACAGAACCCCCCUGCCGUUCAAGAACCAUGUAGAAGAGUGAACCGAGGGUUAGAGCAAAAGCUAACGUAAUGCGAAAUGUAAAUGUUAAUCAGCUGCCAUGCAGCGUGACACUGCCCUGGUGUCAGGUAACACAUCGUGGUGUUAUGUAAUCAUUCCUGUAAGUGUGUGAAAUAAACGGCAGGGUCCAUUAUCUAACCUGUGGGCACUCGAUCGUGAAUACUUUGUUAAUAAGCGACCGCUGCUUGCAUCGGCUUUGGUUCCUAUUGUUGUGCCUGCAUACGUAUCUGAUGGGUGCCGGAGAGAAAUGUGCGAUCGUGAUUUUAUUUUACACGGUAUUGGUGGCGGAAUUCUAGUAAAUUUUAGGUUUGUGUCUAGUCUUGACAAUGAAUCGUUGUUAUUUUAAUGGUGUUUGACGUGUGAGUUUAAUUAAAUCUGCGUUUUGGUUGUUAUGUCAUCUGCUGGUAGGUUCAACAAGUGUAAUCAGUAGGAAAAGUAACUGUGCUGUAUAUGUAUGAUAUAUGUUGUGAUAUGAAUUGGGGACGAGAACAGUCAGAGACAGUCAAAUAAAUUAUUGCCUCUCUGUCCACACGAUCUUCUGCAAAAUCAGGUGACCUUCAGAAAAUAUGCAAGAAAGUUGCUCUGAUAUAAAUCUGCCUGGCGAGAGCCGUUAAACAGUAUUGAAAAGUGAUAUUAAUGGUUAAGAUAGUAGACUUGAUCCACAAAGAGUUAUUUAUAGCCGUCACUUGACACUACCCUUCACCAAUGGGAAAGCACCACUUUUUCAUGUUUCCCAUAGGGGGCUGCAAAUAUAACUAAUGUUGUCAGUAGGAUAUAUUGUCAGUUAUCUUGUGUUGCAAGAAUGAUUAACAGUCUUUGUUUUCGUUGCAUUCGGCUGCCAGUUUGCUGUUCUUCAGGCUUUUUUCACAUAAUCUUACUCUUUUAGUCUUGCACUUCCGAGGUGGAAACUAUGGCAUGCGUGCAAACCAUAGUGAAACAGCUAUGAGUUUUGUGCAGAUUAGUAGCACAGUUGGCUUCGCGGGGGUGGGGGGGGGCAAUAUUCCUGUAAAUCGGUGUGUUUGUGUAAUUCCCGCUAGACUUUGGGAGAGCGUAUGGGUCGGUUCUCUAGCAUUGCAUGUAAGAGUACCAGUGUAGGAGUUACAAUACGUUUAGUGGUGCUGAUUAACGGUUCAAUGAAUGCUUGGUAGGAAUACGUAGCAUUGUCUGCUAUGAUUGUUAUCAGAAAUUUCAGUGAAAUGAUUAUAUUUUUGAUAAAUUUAAUAAUGCCAGCAUUUCAUAAUAAUCCCAUGGCCUUUAUCAUGCAUAGUUGGCACAUUUAAUGCUUUCACAUAUAGAUAAAUGACAUGAAAUAUAUUACCGUGUACAAGUUCUAUAAUUAUUUAAAGGAAAAUUAUAGGAAUGGAAGACGUAUAAUAAACACGUGAACUGUAUACGCUA
Messenger RNA from Priapulus caudatus, 3739 nucleotides. RefSeq names its product NADPH--cytochrome P450 reductase-like. The record is from RefSeq and is a predicted model, not a curated record. Lineage: Eukaryota; Metazoa; Priapulida; Priapulimorpha; Priapulimorphida; Priapulidae. Gene Ontology annotation, biological process: response to hormone. The transcript is spliced from 15 exons. The coding region runs from base 16 to 1950 and encodes 644 amino acids. Gene Ontology annotation, cellular component: cytosol. Gene Ontology annotation, molecular function: FMN binding; NADPH-hemoprotein reductase activity; flavin adenine dinucleotide binding.